This is a messenger RNA of Rana temporaria (common frog), 4137 nucleotides long. RefSeq lists its product as uncharacterized. NCBI's taxonomy places the organism in Eukaryota, Metazoa, Chordata, Amphibia, Anura, Ranidae. The record is from RefSeq and is a predicted model, not a curated record. Bases 19 to 2247 code for a protein of 742 amino acids. The transcript is spliced from 2 exons.
AAUCUUACAUAUAAAUUUAUGUUUGAUACUGACAGAGGACGUAUAGCAUCUAGGGAAGAUGAAUUAUAUAAAGACUUCAAGGUACAAGACUUCAGAGCCUUGAAAAUCUUGAUCCAAUUGUUGGACGAAAACGAGAGCUCUGAAGAUCUUAUUGACCUUUCCGAUGAAAUAGAACCAGAAAUAGAACUGAUUCCGGAACCCUGUAAGUUUAGGACCAAAUCACAAAGAUUCCCUAACUUGCAAACCUCCCCAGCAGUAUGGGCUUUCCUUAAGCAAACAAGAAAACAAAUUGAAAAUCUAGUAAUUCCUAAAAUUUCUGAUAACAAUUUAUCAAAAAAACAACAGCAAGCACUUACCGAACUCACUAGUAAUAGUGAAUUGGUAAUAAAACCUUCCGACAAAGGGGGCAAUGUGGUUGUAAUGACAAGGAUCCAAUAUAUUAAAAUGUGCGACAAAAUUCUAUGUAAUGACAACUGGUACAAAAUAAUAGCAGAAGAUGAUGUUCCAAAAGCCAGAUCUGAUUAUAUUUCAUUAAUCUCACUGGCAUUUCAACAGGGAUUGAUUGAUCAAGAUUUGAGGGAAUAUCUAGAAAUUAAGUGGCCUAUAACUCCUACGUUUUAUUCAUUGCCCAAAAUACAUAAGGACAUCAGGGAUCCACCCGGGCGCCCCAUUAUCUCGGGUAUAGGCAGCCAUACGGAAACUGCAAGUAAGUAUGUAGACAUGCAAUUGAGACCUCAUGUAAUGGCGCUACCAUCUUACCUCAAAGACACGUUGGAACUUUUAAAAAUAGUCGAAGGCAUGAGUGUACCCCCAGGAUCAAUUUUGGCAGCAAUAGACGUAGAGGCCCUCUACUCUAGUAUCCCUCACACAAAAGGGAUUCAGGUCAUUUCCCAGUUUUUACGGGAACAAGACCACAAUAAUUGGAAACUUUGUAACUUCGUUACGGCCUUGCUUGAGCAUAUAUUGACUAACAAUGUUUUUGUCUUUAAUGGCUCAACCUACCUCCAGGUGCAGGGUGUGGCGAUGGGGACUUCUUGUGCCCCAUCGUAUGCCACCCUGUACCUGGGGGGGUGGGAGAGAGCCAUUUUCUCAGAUGACUCCGCCGCGAUAUACCUCCGCCAUAUUUUAUUAUGGCGGAGGUAUAUUGACGAUGUUCUAGUCGUCUGGACUGGCGGUGCGGACCUUUUGGCCAAAUUUAUGGAAUACCUAUCUAUUAACAAUUAUAAUUUAAAAUUUACGAUCCAGUCGGAUACCAAAAGCAUCCCCUUUCUUGAUUUAAAAAUCUCAGUAAAUGAUGAUGGCACCCUGUCCACUAAUCUGUAUAGGAAAGAAACGGCAGGAAACACUAUUUUACACUAUUCCAGCUCUCACCCAAGAUCGUUGGUGCGAAGCAUCCCCUACAGUCAGUACCUAAGACUUCGACGCAAUUGUGCGAAGGAGGAAGAUUUUGAAAAAGAAGCGUCUGCGCUUUAUUCUCGCCUCUUAUUGAGAGGAUACAGCAAAAAAGUUCUCAAACAGGCAUAUGCAAAGUCAAAGAUAAACACAAGAGAUACAUUAUUAUUUAAGAAAAAGGAAAAAGAGUCCAAUCCAACAACUAAAUUAAUAACCACUUUCAGUUCUGAUCAGAACAUCUUUCGCCAAUUGAUUAACCAUAAUUGGCACUUCCUUGCUGAGGAUCCUAUCAUUUCAAAAUAUAUAUCACAAAGACCUGAAAUUGUUUAUAGAAGAUGCAGGUCCAUCAAAGAUGGCCUCACACAUAGUCACCUGGUACCUGACGCUCCCACUUUACAGGAGCCUGAGAUACCGGGUACCUAUAAAUGUGGACACUGCGAUGUUUGCCCCUGGAUCGAAGAAGGGGACGGCUGUCCCCUCCCUAGAGGAGGUUUUCUUAAAUCCAAGAAACAUGCUAAUUGUUCUACCAUAGGCAUUGUAUAUCUUGCAAAAUGUCGAUGCGGCGCUUUCUAUAUAGGAAAGACAAAAAGGGCAUUCUCUAGAAGAAUCAAGGAUCAUCUUUAUUAUCUAGAAGCAGGCUUGCUCUAUACACCUAUUUGUAAACAUGUGGGGUUGCACCAUAGCUAUGAUCCAUCUUUCAUUACUUUCUUUGCAUUAGAAGUGAUCUCCCCUCCGGAAAGAGGAGGGGAUUUUGAUAAAAAAAUCCUCCAACGGGAGGCUCGUUGGAUCUUUGACCAACGAGCCACCUAUAUACCAGGGCUCAAUACAUCCUUGUCCUUUAAACCUUUCUUAUAGGGUAAUGUCACGGCCGUGAUCGAUUAUCAUUAAACUUCAUUAGAACAUACCCUAUACACUUAUCUAUCACUGGCGCAAAUCAUAGAGAUUUAAUUUGUAAACCAUAUAUAUAUAUCUUAAUAUAGAUCGCAGUGUUAGGGCUAAUUAUACCUGUGCCUUGUAUACUAGCCCUAUAUAGAUCUAUUAAACCAUUUUUUUGUUAAAAUAUAUGAUAUAAACUUGAUGAUUUAUGAUUGGAUUGCUUUUCUCUCUACUACUGACUGAUAUGUAUCUCCUGUGCUUUGUUUUUUGCUCUGUUCUGUUUUGUUAUGUUUUGUUUUUGUUUUUGCUUGGAGGGUAUCUUGUUUUAUUAUUAUUAUUUUUUGUUUUGCUAUAUUUAACCUGAUGAAUUAACAAUUGGAAGGUGUGAAAACUUUCCAAAAAUAUUUACUACUACAGAUGCCUUUUUCAUUAACCUUCCCCCAGAUAAGACAAUGUGAAAAUAAACCAUUGGACAUAUAGCUGAGAGAAAUCACUAGCAUAUUCUUAUAUAUUCCUUUAUAGUUAAAUACACAUUUCAUUGUGUAUAACUUACUACUAGUGUUUAUUAAAACUUUUUGUUUGUGUCUUCAAAGCUCUGAACUAUUCCACCUAAUAAACGGAGGUUUCCUUGAUGCGGGGGUAGGUUGGACUUUGCACAACCUUGGUGUGGCCAAUCACUGGUCCCAAUACAGGGGGCGUGUUCUCUUUAACGCCUCCCGUCCCAUCAUCAACAUCAGAUGGGAUGCGCGCGCACAUCCGGCCACCUCAUCAUCCUUGGCCGGUCUGAGACUGUCAACACAUGUCUCCUCCCUAUGCGCUCCAGCCUACAUCAUCACGCUGGAGCGCACUGGAUGCGCGCGCAAGUAACUUGGGACGCGUGGACCGGAUAUGAUGCCAGGGGUCAUGCUUGACUCUUAUCAUUUCCGGUGGAGAUGCCGUUCUUAAGGCCAGCGCUGACACAAUGUAUGUCAGACGCUGACUUGGACGGCGUGAGGGAAGAUAUCACAGUACACGUGGAAGUUUGCUUCAGUCAGCUCUCUGGUGUUACAACACAAAUAAGGUAAUUACUUUCUAGUUCAUCUCUUUGGGUUUUAAUCCUCUAUGUAGGCUUUCUUGGUCAUGGGCAUGAACUUAAUCUACUCAUUACUCUAUCUAUUUUUAGAAUCGGAACCUAAAUAGAUAUAACGGCCCUUGGACCAUUCUGACAGUAUUGCCUUUAAGUAUAAUGCCACUGGGAUAGCAUAUCCCCCUAGGACAUCAGCUUAUAGCACUAUAUACUCCAUGUUAUUAACCAUCUAAGGUAAACUCUCUUCCUUUUCAAUUACAUUAUUUUCUAAUAGACGGGCACUACGCUGCAAUGCAACAGUUACUUAUUUUUUUAAAAAAUAAAUUGAAUUCAUUUAUAUACUUAUAUGCAUACAUAUUUUGUAUUUUACUUACUUAUAGAAUAUAUUAUGAAUUCAGUAUGAACUACACUGGACUAUAUUGACAGCCUUAACCCUAUAUCUAAACUUCACUACUACUGAGGAGAGAAUUAGAUACAACGUACAAAUACCUGUAUCUCUUCCUCCUCAAUUGUGGUGACCCCCUCUAUACAUCUCAUUGUCCGCACCUGUUAAAAUCAAGUGGAUCUGGCUUCCACUGAUUGAAAGUGCAGCAGUCAAUACCUUCCGCCCGCAUCGGGUUCGCCUCCGCUACUUUCUUGGCAGCUUGUUCUGCCAUGGUUUUUGAGCUUUUUAAACACAUAAUGGUAAGCGCACUAUAUAUUUUAGUAUCUGUAUCUGUGUUGAACACUCAUUUACAAAGUUUAAAUAUAUUACAUUGAUCAUACCUGUAUUAAUGAUUAACUCUUAUGUCGUACACAGACCA